AUGGACAACUUGGAGAAACAGCUCAUUUGUCCCAUUUGCCUGGAAAUGUUUACAAAGCCUGUGGUCAUCCUACCCUGCCAACACAACCUCUGCAGAAAAUGUGCUAGUGAUGUUUUCCGGGCUUCAAACCCCUACCUCCCAUCAAGAGGUGGCUCGGUGACGUCCAGUGGCCGCUUCCGAUGUCCGUCCUGCAGGCAUGAAGUGGUUCUGGACAGGCACGGUGUUUACGGGCUGCAGAGGAACCUGCUUGUUGAGAAUAUUAUUGAUAUGUUCAAGCAGGAGUCAAACAGCAGCAAGCCAGUGCCAGACAGAAAGAAAGAAAUGCCUAUGUGUGAUGUCCACGAAGAAGAAAAGCUCAACAUUUACUGUGUGACCCAUAGUGUGCCCACAUGCUCCAUGUGUAAGGUGUUUGGAGCUCAUAAAGACUGUGAGGUAGCACCCAUCAGCAGCAUCUACCAGACAAAGAAGACGGAGCUCAGUGACGGCAUUGCCAUGAUGGUCGGUAACAACGACAGGAUGCAGGGCAUCAUUAGUCAGCUAGAGGAAGUCUGUCGUGCCAUAGAGGAGAAUGGUCGGAAGCAGAAGACUCUGGUGUGUGAGAAGCUCGACCAGCUGUACUCUAUUCUGGAGGAGAAGAAGAGGGUGAUGAGUCAGAAGGUGACGGCUGAACAGGAAGAGAAAGUGAACUAUAUCCGGGGCCUGACCAGAAAAUAUGGAGACCAUCUGGAGGAGAGCUGUAAGAUUGUGGAGAUGGGGAUCCAGACCAUGGAGGAGCCAGAGAUGGCCCUGUUCCUGCAGAACACAAAGCAUCUCCUCAAAAAGAUUUCAGAAGCAUCUAGUACAGCACACUUGGAAAAAGUGGAGCGUGGCUACAUGAAUAUGGAUCAUUACCAGGUCGACUUCAUGAAAGAGAACAAGGCCCUGCGCAGCAUUGACUUCAUUCAAGAUGUGGAAGAUGAGGAUGAUGAAGAUGAGGAUGGAGAAGCGGGUACUGCAGCCGUUGCUGUUUCUGGAAGCAGUGCUGUUACAGCCAUUUGCGUCCAACCCCCUCCCCCCCAGCAGGUUAACUCCCCCCCUGGUGUAGCCGAGAGUGUUGCCUCGACCUAG
Molecule: messenger RNA, 1107 nt
Organism: Monopterus albus (swamp eel)
Lineage: Eukaryota; Metazoa; Chordata; Actinopteri; Synbranchiformes; Synbranchidae
Product: tripartite motif-containing protein 55-like
Biological process (GO): regulation of microtubule cytoskeleton organization
Cellular component (GO): cytoplasm
Molecular function (GO): zinc ion binding
Source: RefSeq, a predicted model, not a curated record